CCGUUACGACGGUCCAGCCAAUGGGAGUGAGUAAAUUUGCGAAAAACGGUUCCUGGAUUGUUUUUUUUUGCACUAUUCUCCCGCAGCGGCAGCGUCACUUUGUCGAAAUUUAACCAAUUUAACCCUUUUUCCGCUGUUCUCACCGACGCCGCUGCCGCUACCGCCGUCAUCAGAUCUGAUUUGAUCAACAUACAAUUGUGUGAGGUUCAUACAGAUACAUUAGUUAGAGAAGUUAAUUAGACAAUUAGCACAAGACACCGGUUGCCGGUUAUGUAAAAAGUGCCCGGAACCAAAAGGCUGUAUCAAAUGAACUACGUGUGUUAAAACAACUAUUGCAAUUCAAUUAGAACACUUCCAUAGGAGUUACCGGAAUAUUUUUGAGGUAUGGAAGUAAACAAAUCUGGAUUAAAUGAAAAAUCAGAAGAUCAACAAAGACAAAGUGAUGACGAUAAAACUAAGGACCACAAAAAACUCCUUGAUUAUGGUAUUCAUGAAAUGGUUGCAGACAGACUUGAUGAGAUAUACAAAAGUGGAAAAUUAGUGCAUUCAGAUUUGGAUACUAGAGCUUUGGAUGCUCUUAAAGAAUUCCCUGUAGAUGCUGCCCUUGGAGUUCUUUCUCAAUUUCUUGAUAGCAAUUUAAUACAUGUUUCAAAUAAAUCAGCUUAUUUAUGUGGUGUUAUGAAAACAUAUAGACAAAAAACAAGAACUACUCAAGAACCUUUCAUACACCCUCUUAAAAGCCCUGAAUUUGAUAAAGUUAAGGAAAUUUUAAAUAGAACCAAUUACAAAUUUGAUGUGACUACGGGACAAAGAAAGUAUGGUCCACCUCCAGAUUGGACUGAGCCUAAACCAUCUGCAGGAUGUGAAAUUUUUUGUGGAAAACUACCUAACACUGUGUUUGAAGACGAAUUAAUUCCAUUGUUUGAAAAAUGUGGUAAGAUUUAUGAUUUACGACUUAUGAUGGAUCCUCUUUAUGGUACAAAUCGAGGUUAUGCAUUUGUUACCUAUACAUCAAAAGAAGAAGCUGAAAAAGCCACAACUGAUCUUGAUGGAUAUGAAAUAAAGCCUGGUAAAUAUAUAAAGGUAAAUAUUAGUGUGCCUAAUUUACGUCUUUUUAUUGGAAAUAUCCCCAAGUCAAAAAGUCAAGAAGAUAUUUUGGAAGAGUUUGGUAAAAUAACAAGUGGACUUGUUGAAGUUAUAAUAUAUAGUUCUCCUGAUGAUCGUAGAAAAAAUAGAGGAUUUUGUUUUCUUGAAUAUGACUCGCACAAGUCUGCUUCCGUAGCUAAAAGACGUUUAAGUGCUCCAAAUUAUAAAGUUUGGGGUUGUGAUAUCAUAGUAGAUUGGGCUGAUCCACAAGAAGAGCCUGAUGAUGAAACAAUGUCGAAAGUCAAAGUUUUGUAUGUUAGAAACUUAACUCAAGAAAUUACUGAAAAUCGUUUAAAAGAAACUUUUGAAGCUUUUGGCUCUGUAGAGAGAGUGAAGAAAAUCAAAGAUUAUGCUUUUGUUCAUUUUAAUGAUAGAAGUAGUGCUCUUAAAGCCUUAGAAGAAUUAAAUGGUAAGAAUUUAGAUGGCACAAUUUUGGAAGUUUCUUUAGCUAAACCUCCUUCUGAUAAAAAAAAAAAGGAAGAAAUGUUGAGAGCUAGAGAACGACGUAUGUUUACCAAUAUGCAAGGCCGUACAUUUGGUUUAAUUCCACAGCCUUUGUCACUAAUGGGAAGUGUUCCCAGACCAGAAUAUCGAGGAGCAUCAAAUAAUAUUCGAAUGCCAGGUCGAAGUGAUUUUGAGUGGGCAUCUUGGGGAUUUAAUUCAUGGAUGUGGCCAUCAGCACGCUGGGAUACUGGAGCUCCUGCAGGACAUUGGGGUUCUGCAACAACUGGAGCUAGACAAUGGCUUGGAGCUACUCAAAAUAGUCGUUCCCGGGGAAAUAGUAGUGGCGGCCGAGUUGGUGCAAUUGGGAAUAGUGGUAGUAUUAACCACAUGAAAUUUAAAAGAUAAACACGACGAAAAGAGUUUCAUUUAAGUCUCCAGAAAAAAGGGGGUCAACAUAUUUAGACCUACAACUGCCUAUAGAUAUAGGAUGUCAGUUCAAGUAACUAGAUGAUGUGAGAAUUAUAAUGCUUGUAUAUUUAUAUAUUUGUGUCUCAUUUUAAAUAAUGGUACCAUCUUUUUUUUUGUGAUUGUCAUUAUUAUAUCAAUUUCUCCCUCAUGUUACCUAAUUUCAUUGUUGUUUAGAUGUAUUUAUUAUUAUUAUUAUUAUCAUUAUUAUUAUUAUUAUUAUUACUUCCAACUUGUCUUUCGGUUCAUAUAUCUUUAUCAGAAAGCUACAAGAGCUGUGUUAAAAAUUUGUUUUUUUUUUUAUUUGAAAAUUCAAUUUAUUGUGACAUGAAAUUUUUGUUAUUUUUGCUAAUUUUUUAUCUUGUUAAUAUGACUAAAUUUUGAUUCUUUUUUAUUUACCAAAAUUCUUCCCCCUAUUUCUGGAGGCGUAUUAUAUUGUUGUUUAGGGGGACCAAAAUUUUUUUAAUAAAAGUUUUUACUAAGCAUUCAAUGUCUUUUCGUUUGAAUCAGUCAAAAACAACUUGACGUGCGUAUUAUUUUUUUAUACUAGUAAAUUAAGAGAUUACACUUCAAUUUCUAUUAUAUUACUGCUCAUAAAUAUUAUUUAAUUAUUAUUAUUAUUAUUAUUAUUAUUAUUACUACUACAACUACAUAAUAUAAUUAUAUUGCUUAAAUUUAUGUAACAUAAAUUGUGAGUUCAUAUAAAAUGAUAGUUUUAAUUAAUCACAUCAUCUUUGUAUCUAUAUUAAUCUUGUAUAAUUUAAAUUAAUUAUGUAAUAUUUUAAUUUUUUUGUGUUGAAGCCAAUUAUUUCAUAGAAGUUUUGUCAUGAAAUGUUGUUUUUUCAUUAUGUUUAGUGUUCAUUUAACAAUAAAUAAAGUGUAAUAUUAA
Daktulosphaira vitifoliae (grape phylloxera) is the source of this 2944-nucleotide messenger RNA. RefSeq names its product heterogeneous nuclear ribonucleoprotein R (gene Syp). The transcript is spliced from 12 exons. Gene Ontology annotation, cellular component: nucleus; ribonucleoprotein complex. The record is from RefSeq and is a predicted model, not a curated record. Gene Ontology annotation, molecular function: mRNA binding. The coding region runs from base 385 to 1995 and encodes 536 amino acids. NCBI's taxonomy places the organism in Eukaryota, Metazoa, Arthropoda, Insecta, Hemiptera, Phylloxeridae.